AUGUCUCUCUAUCCUGCAUCACCACAUAGAAGACAACCUUCAAACGCUUCGACCGUGUCUGCGGGUUCCUCGGCUUAUUCGUUUCCAUCCUCGCGUUCCACAACCGUUUCAUCCACAACCUCGACCUCCUCACGGUUCAGCAACAUGGAGGGUCGAGGAAACUCCUUAAGACACAAACACUCCAUGUCGCUCAGUGCAGCCGCCACGACGUCGCCGAUGAUAUCUUCAUAUACGACAAACCCGACUUCAGGUCCCACCACCCCCCCUCGACCACUAUCCGGUUCUAGCUUCUCGCCAUUAGGUUCACGAACGACUCGCGGUUACAGCAUUCCUUCUCCGCCAAACUUGACAUCCCCUUAUGCUGCCGGAUCUACCUCACCCCCACCUUCACAUGGCCGGCCAACACCAACGCCAACUCCAUACAACUCCUUACACCGACAUACAGCUAGCACCGGUACGACUUCACUCAAGAGUAGCGAUAUAGACUCUUUGCGAAACAGCAGCGUUUCGCACUUUCGGACGUUAUCACGCUUGACAAAUGAAGGCUCUCGUGAAGAUUUUGCGAUGGACUCGGGGCAGGAUGUUACGGGUAUGCAUGGAAGGAAACGUUUACAGAGGGUAAAUACGGACAACUUAAGUAGUUGGGAAAGAAUGAAUUGGAUGGAUAAACGGCGACAAUAUAUUCAAGCUUAUGAAUACUUGUGCCAUAUUGGUGAGGCUAAAGAAUGGCUUGAGGGUUGCAUCGGAGAACCUAUACCACCGAUUGUGGAGCUAGAGGAAGCAUUGCGGGAUGGCGUUACUCUUGCGAAAUUAGUACGAGUAUUCUCGCCGGAACUAGUGCCUAGGAUAUUCGAGGCAAAGAAACUUCAAUUUCGACACUCUGAUAAUAUCGACAGGUUUUUCCGGUUCCUCAAAAGAGUGGAGCUGCCAGAAAUUUUUAUUUUUGAGUUAACUGAUCUCUACAACAAAAAAAACAUACCUAAAGUUAUUUAUUGCAUACACGCUCUAUCCUACCUUCUCAUUCGCCUUGGAAUGACCACAAAUGCCAUCGGUAAUCUUGUUGGAAAGUUGGAGUUCACGGAAAAGGAAAUUCAAGAUACUCAAAAAAGCCUUGACAUUUCCGGCGUUAGUUUACCUUCCUUCCGCGGUGUCAACAAGCACUUUGGGCAUGAAGAGGAGCCCGAACCAGAGCCUCCCGAGUCUGAAGAGGAUCGGAUUGAGAGAGAGUUAGGCGAGCUUGAACCGGAUAUUCUGGAGCUGCAAAAUAUUUGUAGAGGGGCACUAGUCCGUAUGAGGCUGGGACUACGUAUGGAAGCAUUAUGGGAUAAUGAAGAUGCUAUAAUAGAGUUACAAGCCAUGAUUAGAGGGAUGUUUGCCCGUAUGACAUUUGGGUACAGGGCAGACCUGGCCAGGUGGGCUACAGAGAUCCAGGCAGUCACCCGGGGCUACGCUAUACGACAAGCAAUUUUACGGAAGCAACGACAUUUCACAGCACAUGAGCGAUUGAUCGUCCGACUACAAGCAAGGUACCGGGCUAGGAAAGUGAGGGAAGAAUAUAUCCAACAGAAGAUGAGGUUAGAAAUGGCCCAAAUGGGCGUUGUGGGCCUACAGUCCAUUUCAAGGGGUCUUCUCCUGAGAAUGCGGCUCCAGUCUCGAAUGAAUGAGGUUCAGGAGAAGGAAAUGCAAGUUGUUGAGUUUCAGGCCAAGGUUAGAGGGGCUUUGUUGAGGAGGAGGCUAGCAGCAAAGAUGGCGGAUGUCUCUGAAAGCGAGGAUCGGAUUUGCGAAACGCAAGCGGCCAUCCGUGGGGCAUUAGUUAGGUGGAAGAUGGCAGAAACCCAGAGGAUGCUAAUGGCAGCUGAAAAGAGUGUGACGACAUUCCAAGGAUUGAUUAGGGGAUGUUUGGUCCGAAAAAGCGUUUCAAGGGAUGCAGAGGCUUUGGAGGAAGUGGGCGGUGACCUUACAAUGCUUGCUGCGGCCGCGAGAGGUGUUCUGGUCCGAAAGGCCAUGCUGAAAGACAUUUCUGCUUUAAAAGAUGCAGAACCAGCAAUCAGAUCACUCCAGGCCGCCGCAAAGGGGGCAUUGGUAAGGAAGGCUAUGAUAAAAGACGUAACCAGCCUGAAAGACGCAGAAACAGAAACCCCAACCGCCACCCUACAAGCGGCUGCCAGAGGCUUUUUAGUCCGAAGUGCUAUCGCAAAAGAUAUGGCCGCCUUGAAAAGCACUGAACAGGCCAUCACAGCUCUUCAAGCAGCUGCUAGGGGUUCGCUGAUAAGACAAUCCAUGAAGAAGGACCAAGAGGCUCUCCAGACUGAAGAUAAAACCCUCCAAUAUCUACAGGCUGCAAUAAGAGGUUACCUGCUUAGAAAGUCUCUGGGCGCGGAUAAAGAAGCCCUGGAAGCAAAGACAGAGGAUUGGACACAUAUUCAGGCUGCUAGUCGAGGGACUUUGAUUAGAUGGGAGUAUCGACGGAAGUUACUAGGCCUGGCACACGCCGAGGACGACAUCAUUGAUUUACAGGCCUCGGCUCGCGGUUUCCUGGCAAGGAAGGCUUUCGAUGACACUUUAGAUCAGCUGGACGCCGCUGUCGAACACAUCGUUGACCUUCAGGCUCAGGCACGAGGUGUCCUUACACGAUGGGCUUAUCUGGAUACUUUAGAUGCCCUUGACCACGAACUCGGUGGCAUCAUCGCACUUCAAGCUAGUGCUCGCGGAUUCCUCUACCGACAGCGUCAACAAAGAUUUUUGGACGAAUUAGCACGCGAGGAAGACGGUAUUAUUACGGUUCAAGCUAUUAUUAGAAGUAUUCUUGCCAGAGAGUAUGCCAUCCAAAAGGUUCUUGCUGUUCAGGAUGAAGAAGAAGCAAUUAUCGAUCUACAGGCUCUGGCUAGGGGUUGUCUUGAGAGAAAACGGUUCUUUGGUAAACUCAAGCACUUCAAGGACAAUAUGGAAAAGGUUAUCAAGAUUCAAAGCUUUGUCAGAGGAAGACAGCAGGGCGAGGCGUACAAAUCGUUGAUGAGCGGUAAAAAUCCACCAGUUGGCACAGUGAAGAAUUUUGUACACCUUCUCAAUGACAGCGAUUUUGAUUUCGAUGAGGAAAUCGAAUUCGAAAGUCUCCGGAAAAAUGUAGUACAACAUGUCAGAGCGAACGAGUUGGCUGAGGCAUACGUUGAUCAGCUUGACAUUAAGAUCGCCCUACUUGUCAAAAAUAAAAUUACCCUUGACGAGGUUAUCAGGCAUCAAAAGCGCUUUACUGGUCAUGUCGGAAACUUGCUUAGUAACACCGAAAUCGCGAGCGCGGACCCGUUUGAUCUCAAAGCACUCAAUAAUAACUCCCGGAAGAGACUUGAGCGAUAUCAACAAAUGUUUUUUGCCCUUCAAACGCAGCCUCAGUAUCUAACUCGAAUGUUUCAGAAGAUUCGAGAGCAAAAUACAGCUGACCAGGAACUGAAGCGGGUGGAGAACUUGGUUAUGGGGAUAUUCGGAUACGCCCAGAAGCGAAGGGAGGAAUAUUAUUUACUCAAGCUGAUAGCGAAGAGCAUAAAAGAGGAGGUUGAGAACAUCAGUCGUCCAGAAGAGUUUCUGAGGGUGAAUUUCUUUUGGCUCAAAUUAGCCAUGAACUAUAUCAGGUCACCGAAAGAUCGCAAGUUCUUUAGGGAUGUUUUAGGACCUAUAGUCAAAACAGAGUUCAUCGAGAACGAUGAAUUGGACCUAGAAAGCGAUCCCUUGCAAAUCUAUUUAUCGUCAAUCAAUAACGAGGAGCUCCGUACCGGUAUGCGAUCUAAGCGGAACCCCAACGUCGGCCGCGAAAUCGCUAUCCAUGAUCAAGAGACUAGGGAAACGUUUGUCGCACAUCUUUCUGAUCUGCGCAACCUUUCAGAGUACUUUAUUAGUGCCAUGGAGGACAAUCUCAACCGCAUGCCAUACGGUAUUCGAUACAUCGCGCAACAGGCAGUAACUUCUCUCCUUGCUAGAUUCCCGAACGAAGGCGAAGAUGUCAUACUGCAAAUCGUUGAGCAUUUCGUAUAUCAGAAAUAUUGGGGCCCCGCUGUGAUCGGACCGGAAUCGUUUGGUGUUGUGGAGAAAACCUUGACACCAAUGCAGAAGAGAAACCUCGCGGAAGUAGGAAAGUUGUUAAACCAGAUCUCCAGCGGGAGGCAAUUCGCCCAUGACAAUAUCUAUCUACAGCCAUUAAAUCAUCAUAUUAUGGACGCAGUAACAAGGAUGAAGGAUAUUUUCCGAGUGCUCAUCAGUGUCCCCGAUGCGAAGGCCCGAUUUGAUAUUGACGAGUUUGAGGAUUUGACCAGUAAAAAGAAGCCGACACUUUAUAUCAAAAUGACGGAUAUCUUUGCUAUACACAGAUUGGUCGCUCAAGAUAUUGAGACUAUUGCUCCUAGUCGAGAGGAUCAGUUGAGGGUAAUCAUCAGUGAGCUAGGAAGCGUUCAAAACUCCGAGGCCGAAUUGAAAAAUGUAGGCAAUACUGAGAUCGGGUUACAACUAGACCCACACUUCCAGAAAAUUGAAGACCCCGAUAGUGAAGUCAACGCACUGUUCGUGGAGACUAAGAGAUGCAUUCUUUAUGUUGUCCGAGUUCAAACGGGAGCAAACUUGAUGGAGAUUCUUGUCAAGCCGAUUGUUAGGGAAGAUGAAGACAGAUGGGAGCAGCUGUUGUUAGAAGAGAAGUCGCAAGUGGGAAAGAAGAAGAGCGCUUAUGCUGAUGCCACCCACACAUUGAGCGAUGUUAGCACCAUGACCUACGCAGAGUUGAAACGAACAGCGUUAGAGUGCAUUAUUCGCCUCGAGCAGACCGGAAAAAUCACCCGCAAGAAUCAUUACCAAGACCUAUUGAACGCAAUCGCUACAGACAUCCGCACAAAGCAUAGGAGAAGAAUAGAAAGAACCAGGGAAUUAGACGGUGUCAAGAUGACGCUGGCCCACUUGAACGAAAAAGCACAGUAUCUUGAGUCCCAGUUACAGAGCUACAACGAUUAUAUUGAACAGGCAAUGGUCACCUUACAAACAAAGAAAGGCAAGAAGAAGGCCAUCCUCCCGUUCACAAGACAAUACUUCCACAUGCGGGAACUACAGCGUUCUGGGAGAGUUCCAAAGUUCGGUUCCUACAAAUAUACUGCGAGGGGCUUGGCGGAUAAGGGCGUGUUGGUUAAACUAGAUGGAUUCCCUGAGAAGAGGUGGGAUAAAGUCAAUUUCACGAUUUCCUCGGACGAGGUUGGCAUAUUCUUUGUCGAGGCAAGCAAUGGGAGCAUGAUGAUCCCAGGAGCCAGCGCUCAGGUCUUGCUAGAUGAUCUUUUACAGAUGCAAUUUCACAACAAUCAAUUCAUGAUGUUGUGUGACGGGAUGAUCAAAUUCAAUGUGAAUUUAUUUCUACAUUUGAUCUUCCGGAAAUUUUACCGGGACGAGUAG
Molecule: messenger RNA, 5418 nt
Organism: Morchella sextelata
Lineage: Eukaryota; Fungi; Ascomycota; Pezizomycetes; Pezizales; Morchellaceae
Exons: 6
Coding region: 1-5418 (1805 amino acids)
Biological process (GO): regulation of actin cytoskeleton organization; mitotic actomyosin contractile ring assembly actin filament organization; regulation of GTPase activity
Cellular component (GO): cytoplasm; mitotic actomyosin contractile ring
Molecular function (GO): calmodulin binding; GTPase activator activity; actin filament binding
Source: RefSeq, a predicted model, not a curated record